CAACACACAUGACGCCAUCUCGCUAUAUAUCUGUUCCUCCUCAUCUCUCUCUAUUUCUCUCUUUCCUUCGAUUCCUCUGUAAUCUUUCUCUUUAAUUAUUAUUCUUUUUUAUUAUUAUUAUUCAUCACAACACCCCCACGCCAUUCGCUAAAAGACGAGAGGGUUUCAACUUUCACGCAAUCCGUUCCUUCCCCAGAAAUUUCUACUCUCUUUCUCUCACACUUGUUGAAAUAAGGUGAUUGUUGUACUCAAAAUGUCAUCUCCAAGCAAGAGAAGAGAAAUGGAUGUAAUGAAAUUGUGAGACUAUCACUCUUAGCGCAAUGAUGGCAUCUAAUCACUUCAUAUAUAAGUGUAUGAUGAUGAGUGAUUAUACAGUGGAGAUGAUAAAUGAUGGGCUAAGUGAAUUCAAUGUGGAGUUUCAUGGCCCCAAAGAAAGCCUCUAUGAAGGUGGAGUCUGGAAAAUUCGCGUGGAGCUGCCCGAUGCAUAUCCAUACAAAUCCCCCUCUGUCGGCUUUGUUAACAAAAUAUUCCAUCCAAAUGUUGAUGAGUUAUCUGGCUCUGUAUGUUUGGAUGUCAUCAAUCAAUCAUGGAGUCCAAUGUUUGAUCUUCUAAAUGUCUUUGAAGUAUUCCUACCACAACUAUUGCUUUAUCCGAAUGCUUCAGAUCCUCUCAAUGGUGAUGCAGCAUCAUUAAUGAUGAAGGAUAAAAAGCUGUAUGACGAAAAAGUUAAAGAGUACUGUGAGCGGUAUGCAAAGAAGGAACAUAUAAGCAAAUCAAAAGCUGAAGAAGAGAGUGAUGAGGAUGAUAUCAGUGAAGAAGAAUGUGGGUCAAGUGAUGAUGACAUUCCUGGACAUGCUGAUCCCUAAAAUAAACUGGUUUAUUACUUAGUGGUCUUGCACCUUUUUCAAAAGGUCCAUGUAAUAACAAUUAGAGCUCCUAUUACAUGUUCAUUUUGUUCAAUUAUAAGACGUAGGAUUAAAGUUAUGACUAAUUAUUUCUCCCUGUAAAAUUACAGUUCUUAUUCAUGUACUCAGUUAAAUAGGUUAUAUAUAUUCAGUAAAUGAAAAGUGAAAGAUAAUAAUAAUGUUGAGGUUUCA
Molecule: messenger RNA, 1097 nt
Organism: Arachis duranensis
Lineage: Eukaryota; Viridiplantae; Streptophyta; Magnoliopsida; Fabales; Fabaceae
Product: ubiquitin-conjugating enzyme E2-23 kDa
Exons: 8
Coding region: 321-866 (181 amino acids)
Biological process (GO): protein polyubiquitination; ubiquitin-dependent protein catabolic process
Cellular component (GO): nucleus
Molecular function (GO): ubiquitin conjugating enzyme activity
Source: RefSeq, a predicted model, not a curated record